GUCUCCGAAAACUGAAAAUGAAGCUUGCAACUCUCGUCGUAUUGACAGCGCUGGUUUGCGCUGCUUUGGCUUUUCCACGCGGAAAGACAUGGAAAGGAAUGGGGAAAGGACCAAAGCCAACUGGCGACAAGCCAGAAGGUAUGAUGCGACCAAAGCCAACUGGUGAUAAGCCAGAAGGGAUGAAGCGACCAAAGCCAACUGGUGAUGGUCCAGAAGAGCGCAAGGCACCAAAAGGACCAAGGCCAACUGGUGACAAGCCAGAAGGAAUGAAGCGACCAAAGCCAACUGGAGACAAGCCAGAAGGAAUGAAGCGACCAAAGCCAACUGGUGAUGGUCCAGAAGAGCGCAAGGCACCAAAAGGACCAAGGCCAACUGGUGACAAGCCAGAAGGAAUGAAGCGACCAAAGCCAACUGGAGACAAGCCAGAAGGAAUGAAGCGACCAAAGCCAACUGGUGAUGGUCCAGAAGAGCGCAAGGCACCAAAAGGACCAAGGCCAACUGGUGACAAGCCAGAAGGAAUGAAGCGACCAAAGCCAACUGGAGACAAGCCAGAAGGAAUGAAGCGACCAAAGCCAACUGGUGAUGGUCCAGAAGAGCGCAAGGCACCAAAAGGACCAAGGCCAACUGGUGACAAGCCAGAAGGGAUGAAAAGACCAAAGCCAACUGGUGAUAGACCAAAACGGCCACGACCAACUGCUGCGUAAAUGAAUUCUCUUUAAACUAUAAAACGUCAAAUGUUAAUGAA
Molecule: messenger RNA, 745 nt
Organism: Lingula anatina
Lineage: Eukaryota; Metazoa; Brachiopoda; Lingulata; Lingulida; Lingulidae
Source: RefSeq, a predicted model, not a curated record